Molecule: messenger RNA, 1926 nt
Organism: Cuscuta campestris
Lineage: Eukaryota; Viridiplantae; Streptophyta; Magnoliopsida; Solanales; Convolvulaceae
Source: the annotation of a GenBank genome assembly
GAGGCCUGAGCAAAAAAGUGUGCGAGGUUUCAGCAGUCGUCGGUUACGGAAGUCCGGAACAGGUUCUACGAACCAGAGAUUUUAUCAUCUUCCUUUGGAAUGGAACACCUUAUUUAAGCUAGCUUGCUGUUCAUAAUGAAAUUGAUUAGAGAACAGCUGUUUAUGUUCAUUCAAAUUCAUCGCUUCAGAAGGGCUAGGUAGUUGGCAUUACCCUGAAAUCAUGUUAGUCACAAAACAAGAAGGAGAACGAGAAGGAGAAGGUAUUCAUUUUAGUUGGGGUCGCAAGACGGGUGUUCAACAUUACGAAUCAUUCACCUACAAUGGCACAGAAUAUUCCCUUUAUGAUUGUGUGUAUGUGUGGUGCAAUGAUGAACCCGAGCCUCAAAUUGGCAAGCUUGUCAAGAUAUUUGAAACACAUACAGGCAUCAGGAAGGCAAAGGUUGUGUGGUUUUUCAGACCAAUUGAUAUACAAAACUGGUUAGGUGAUGUCCGACCUCUCCCAAGUGAGUUGUUCUUGGCUUCUGGCAAGGGGAAAGGCAUUUUCAAUGUGAUUCCGUUGGAAGCAAUCUGUGGGAAAUGCUCAGUUGUCUGCACAUCAAAAGAUAGAAGAAACACUCAGCCAACAGAAGAAGAGCUGAGAAAGGCCUCUUAUGUAUUCUUCCGUACGUUUGAUGCACAAAGCCGCAGAUUAUCAAAGAUAUUCCCCGAUUUAAUCGUGAAUGUUGAAGUGAAGAAUUACUUUAAUCAAAGGAAAGAGUCGCAGUCUCAUCCUGCCCAAGAGCCUUUAUCAUUAGAUAAGACUUCAGAAAAAAAGGCUUACUAUCCUGUAAAGAAUGAUUCUGUUGUUGUGCCUGGUACAUCCCAAUUAUUGAAGAGGAAACAUGAAAACCCUGAACCCUCUCCACCGAGGAAGAAGCAUGGAAGUGCUAUAGAUGUCCCUUAUACCUCCUUACCAAAGAAGAUAAAACAUGGAAACCAUUCAGGACUUUCUCUUCAAUCAAAUGUGAGCCGGAGAAAAGGUUCGGAGGAGAAGGCAGUGCAAUUGGAAUACAAAGUCAGCGAGUUUCAUGCAAAAGCCGAGUAUUUGGAAAAGAAUAAGAGCUUGAGAACUGAUUCUCAAAUUAUGGAAGUUGCACGAAAGCCAACCGAGGAAUCAAGCAGAUGGUUCACCGAACAACCAUGGGAGGAAAGAAUGCUUAUGGCUCAAGAAAAAGGUACACUGGUCUUACUGGGAAACCUUGAUCCCUCAUUCACUUCAAUAGAUGUGGAGUCUAUUCUCUCGUGUGCUUUCAACAUGAAGGUUAGUGCAAAGAUGAUACAGCGUAGUAGGACAUUCUCUAGCCUGCACUCUGGUACUUCUCAAGAAUGCUUUCUGAGCCAUCUAUAUCUUUAACUAUGCCAUUAAUUGCUCGAACAAAAGCUCUUAAAGAUCCAAGAAAUCAAAGUCUCUUUUUUGGCCACCUUACAAUUGAGCGAAUGAAGCCUCAAAAGCAACGAAUAGAGAUGAGGUCGGCAGUAUCAACAUCCCACUAUUCCCAAGACAAUACCAUUGAGUAUGAGAUGGCGUUGGAAUGGUUUGUACUACAAGAGCGAUCAAAUCGAUGGUGGGAAGCGUUAUUUGAGAGUCAAGCAAAAGAUCUGGCAGAGCUUAAGAGCAAAGCAAAGAUCCAGCAGUAAUCUGAGACGAUUCAGUCUUUCAGGUUGAAUUCUGCCCCAUUUCCCCUCUCAAGGAAGCAAGUUUUUGUUAUGGUCUGCAAAGUUACAGAAUGGCAUGUAUAUUGGGCGUUCUCUUUCUAACCAGAGAGGAACAAGAUGCAGGUUUUUGUUUCACAUUUUGUUCCAGCAAGCUAAUAUUAGAUAUGAUGCCAAACCUUUUUUUUAAUUUAUUUAAAAAAUCCGAUAUAUAUUACCCAUAUUACUGUCGUU